This is a messenger RNA of Eucalyptus grandis, 1053 nucleotides long. Its product is annotated as wall-associated receptor kinase 2. The coding region runs from base 1 to 1053 and encodes 350 amino acids. The transcript has 3 exons. Gene Ontology annotation, cellular component: membrane. Gene Ontology annotation, molecular function: polysaccharide binding; calcium ion binding; protein serine/threonine kinase activity. Lineage: Eukaryota; Viridiplantae; Streptophyta; Magnoliopsida; Myrtales; Myrtaceae. The record is from RefSeq and is a predicted model, not a curated record.
AUGAAGGUAGUGCAGCAGCUUCUACUGGUGGCUGUGGUCUGGUGGUUGCGACAAGGCGGUGCUCCCACCGUGGCCAGAAACUGUGCACAUAGGUGUGGGAGAGUGCCCAUACCAUAUCCCUUCGGGCUCGAACCCCAGUGUGCGAGGUCGAAAGAGUUUUUGCUCUACUGCAAUACCACCGAUGGUAGCGGUGGUCAACUAUUGUUGGGGAAUAUUCCGAUACGCAAGAUCUCAGUCGGCGACUCGACAAUGCUUGUCAGCCUCCCCGAACUACACGAAUGCUACAACAAGACUGGCCAGCUAGUAAGCAGCACCGAUAAUCUGUACAUCAAUCUAACUUCAUAUCCACCGUACAGAGUGUCAGCCACCCGGAACAACCUCACAGUCCUCGGCUGCGACACCUACGUGCUCAUGACCGACAGAUAUGGGCUUUUCCGGAGCGGCUGCAUCUCCUACUGCAGCGAGUACGUCGACUUGGCGAAGGAGACCACUUGCUCUGGUCUCGGUUGCUGUCAAGCGUCCAUUCCGAAGGGGCUCAAGAUGCUCCGCAUUAGAAUCUCCUCCGUCGAUGGACACGUGUCGGUCUCACAAUUCAACCCCUGUGGAGUGGCCUUCGUUGGGGACAAAAUGUCAUUCAACCUCUCCAGCAGGAGACUCCCGACCUUGAAUGAUUUGGGCAAGAGGGCGGACCUUGUUCUGGACUGGAUGAUCGGAUGGGACGUCACUUGCGCACAGGCGAGGUUGAACCAGUCGAGCUAUGGCUGUGGCAACAACACUGACUGUGAUGACUUCACGGAUGGACAGGGUUACCGUUGCUUUUGCAAGGCUGGGUACGAGGGGAAUCCCUAUAAUCGCUCCCGCGGGUGUAAAGACAUUAAUGAGUGCGAGGACCCACAGAAAUACUCAUGCCGUGGAAAGUGCGAGAAUCUGCCCGGGAGCUACAGAUGUGACUGCGACGGUGAUAAUCGUUGCGAUAUAGCUCUUGCAAUUGGUGUAAUCCCAAUAACACAAGCAAUGAGCCACAGGCUGCCAGGUGUCCCUAUUGAGUUCUAG